Planococcus citri (citrus mealybug) is the source of this 1154-nucleotide messenger RNA. RefSeq names its product transport and Golgi organization protein 2 homolog. The record is from RefSeq and is a predicted model, not a curated record. The transcript has 5 exons. Gene Ontology annotation, biological process: Golgi organization; protein secretion. NCBI's taxonomy places the organism in Eukaryota, Metazoa, Arthropoda, Insecta, Hemiptera, Pseudococcidae. Gene Ontology annotation, cellular component: Golgi apparatus. Bases 133 to 993 code for a protein of 286 amino acids.
UUCGAAUAGAUUUCGAGUCAAAUGCAUCUGCACUUGGCGGAUAUCUUGUCCAUACGCUGUUCUACAGUCAGUGAAUGAAGAUCGGUACCUACCUGGUUUUGCAAUUCAAGAUACUCAAUUUAACCGUGAAAUAUGUGCAUUACAUUUUUUUAUUUGAACCCUCAAGCUUCAAAGGACGAAUAUAAAUUAAUAAUAAUUGCUAAUCGUGAUGAAUUUUAUUCUCGUGAAGCUGCCCCGGCUCACUGCUGGGAAGAGAAUCAAUCAAUAAUUGGAGGUCGUGACUUGGCAUCCCAUUCGAAAGGUACCUGGUUAGCAUUGUCGAAAAAAGGAAGAAUUGGUAUUUUGUUAAAUAUCAUAGAUGAUCGAAUACCCAACACUCCUGGUGCUACUAGUAGAGGUGUUUUAGUCGAUGAUUUUCUCAGUGGAGACUUGAAAUCAAGAGAGUUCGGUCAAAAAUUGAAGAGCGAACAACGGGAAUACAAUGCAUUUCAUUUGCUGAUGUUUGAUUUUAUUUGUGAUGAUAUUGAGGCUUAUAUUUUGACCAAUCUGAGCAACAAGAAGCCGGGCGAUUUAAAUAAAUUACGAACAGGAUACCAUGGUUACAGCAAUAGCUCCGAAUUACCUUAUGAGAAGGUGAAAUGGGGUAAAAAAAAAUUCGAAGAAAUAGUUAAUCGGUAUAAUCGCAUCGAGCAACGUGAUUUAUUGCUGAAUCAUCUUUUACAUUUGCUGAAAUCUCCAAAAGGACAUUAUCCUGAUGAAGUGUUAUCCGAAUCAACUCAACUAUUCACUAAUAAUCAGAGUGAGUUCAUGGAGAACCUCAGCUCAAUUUUCGUUUCUUUUCCAGAAGGUGGGCUAGGAACCAGAACACACUCAAUUAUAUUGGUGACUCGAGAUAAUUUUGUGGAUUUCAACGAAUACACGAUGAAAGAGCCCAUAAAUUUAGAAGACACGGAGUGGAUUCAUUCCCAUUUUCUCGAAAAAUUCAAGAGCUGAUGAUGAACCUACACCUCUACUUCAAGUUGUCAUCCAAUUGCUAGCCAGCUACCCAUGCCUGUAGUCCUUCAAUAUACGAGGACAAAAAUGAUUCAUUAUCUACUCUAAUCAUCAAAAGCACCCUGUAUUUGCACGAAUAAUACAAGAGUACCAUAAUCCAA